AUAAUUUACCUCUGAACCUCCAUUUGGAAAACCUGAAUAGGAUGUUUUAGAUGUGAUUGCUUAAAGUUUCCAAAGGUAUUUGGCAACUUUUAUAUUUUAAGCUAGUGUAUUCUGAAUUUCUUUAUUUAAAUAUUACAAAUUGCAUGUCAUAAAUGGGUUAAUUUGUCUCCCACAGCUCUGUGUGCCAGUGUGAACUCUUAUGUGUUUUACUUGGUAUCUGAGAAAAUGAACUGGAUGGAUGCUCAGAAGUAUUGCAGACAGCAUCACACUGAUCUCACCACUGUUAAUGACCAAACAGACCUCACUGAACUGUUAAAAUCUUUACCCAGUGGUUUCAGAGAUGAUUUUUGGAUUGGACUUUAUCGGACGGACCGCAAUGCUCCCUGGGUCUGGUCUGAUGGGAGUAAAUCGCUGUUCAGACAGUGGCAAUCUUCACAACCAAACAAUGCUGGUGGCAUCCAGUACUGUGUGUACACAACUACUACUGGAUACUGGAACGAUUGGGAGUGUCCAGAUACAUUACCAUUCAUGUGCUACACUGAGAAAAAGAUACAGAUAGUGAGACUGGAGGUAAAAUCAAGUAAAAAUGUGAAUGAUCCUGCAGUGAAGAAUAUGACUUUGGCGAAGUUAGGGCAGACACUGAAGGAGAAGGGGCUGACAAAAGAUGCUAAGCUCUCAUGGAUGAUGUUUUCUGAAGAGAAUGUCUUUCACAAGAUGUGGUAUCAGAAGAGUGAUUCUUUUAAUGCAUCCUGCAGGAGAACCGACAACUGAUCAUCUCAUAAUAAAAUUUUUUGUGUAAUUUUAGUUGCUCUCAGAAAAUCACUAGGCACCGGUAGAUGGAACUGUAUGUGCACUUCUGUAUUUUU
This is a messenger RNA of Carassius carassius (crucian carp), 866 nucleotides long. RefSeq names its product C-type lectin BfL-2-like. Lineage: Eukaryota; Metazoa; Chordata; Actinopteri; Cypriniformes; Cyprinidae. Bases 226 to 771 code for a protein of 181 amino acids. The record is from RefSeq and is a predicted model, not a curated record. The transcript has 3 exons.